AUGGUGUUUUACGAGACAUUUGUGCUUUUUUCCAAGCGCGUACAGCGCGCUGACAUUCGCCAAUUACUGAAACAGCAAGAGGCGCUGAUUACAAAGCACCAUGGUAGCAUGCUUGCUGUCCGCGACCUCGGCUGGAGAAAAACCGCCUUCAGAGUCAUUAAACCGCGGCAGGGCAUCUUCUGGUUUGGACGUCUCUUCUACUUCUCGUUUGGAGCGAACCCUGCGGCCAUUACGGAGAUGUCUCAAUCUCUUCAGUCAACCAAUGGUGUCCUUAGGCAUGCGACAGUACGCAUGAAAAAGCGACAUAACUUGAUGACGUACAACCACUACAUCCAUGCAAGAGACUGA
Messenger RNA from Neospora caninum, 348 nucleotides. RefSeq lists its product as uncharacterized. Lineage: Eukaryota; Apicomplexa; Conoidasida; Eucoccidiorida; Sarcocystidae. The coding region runs from base 1 to 348 and encodes 115 amino acids. Gene Ontology annotation, biological process: translation. Gene Ontology annotation, molecular function: structural constituent of ribosome; small ribosomal subunit rRNA binding. Gene Ontology annotation, cellular component: ribosome. The transcript has 2 exons. The record is from RefSeq and is a predicted model, not a curated record.